AUGUUUGUAAACAUCUCAGAUGAUGUGAUUGCUUACGGCAAAACUAGACAGGAACACGAUAAAUGGCUGGAGCGAGUUUUACGACGAUUUGAAGACAAAGGAUUGACACUAAAUCCAGCCAAGUGUGAAUUUGCAUUGAAGAAGAUAGACUUCAUGGGGCACAUAAUUUCACAGGAAGACCACAAACCGCUUGAAGUAAUUUACCGCAAACACAGCAAACCAUCUCCACGGAUCGAACGAUGGGUCCUACGAUUGCAAUCCUAUGAUUCUGAUAUCGUGUAUCAGUCAGGCAAGACCAACAUAGCAGGCCCCUUAUCGCGACCACCAACGCAAAGUUCCAGCGGUGAGGCUGACGAAUAUGUCAAGUUUGUGGCAAUAGCGGCAACGCCGAGCUCACUUACAACCAGAGAAAUUGAAAAGGAAUCAAGUCGUGACGAGGAGCUCACAAGAGUACGGAACGCCAUCCGUAGUGGCCAAUCUAGAGCUAUGGCAGAAGAGUACAGACACCUCUUUGGCGAACUUGCCACAAUAGGAUACAUCAUUCUGAGAGAGUGUCACAUCGUGAUACCACGUCGCUUACGUCACAGAGUGCUCGCCCUUGCUUAUGAGGGACACCAAGACAUUGCCAAGUGCAAGGCGCGCCUACAGUCCAAAGUGUGGUGGCCAGAAGUAGACGGGGACAUUGAGAGAGCUUGUCGCACAUGUAGAGAAUGUCAAAUCACACAACUGGACAAUCAAGCACCACCCAUGACCAGAACUACCCUACAGAGUGCACCAUGGGUUAGUAUAGCUGCAGACAUGCAGGGUCCAUUGCCCACUGGAGAGCAUCUAUUAAUUGUUGUUGACUACUACAGCAGAUUCUAUGAAGUGGAAAUCAUGUGUAGCACAAGAGCACAAGAUGUUAUUUGA
This is a messenger RNA of Corticium candelabrum, 909 nucleotides long. RefSeq lists its product as uncharacterized. The coding region runs from base 1 to 909 and encodes 302 amino acids. The record is from RefSeq and is a predicted model, not a curated record. The transcript has 3 exons. Lineage: Eukaryota; Metazoa; Porifera; Homoscleromorpha; Homosclerophorida; Plakinidae.